AUGAGCAACCGUGCAGUAGCCGUAUUGCGAGGUGAUCCCGGUGUGACGGGGACGGUGUGGUUCAGCCAGGACAAGGAAUCUGACCAAUGCGUGAUCAAAGGCGAAAUCAAAGGUCUGACUCCCGGUCUUCAUGGAUUCCAUGUCCAUCAGUACGGCGACUCCACUAAUGGUUGUACUUCUGCUGGGCCACAUUUCAAUCCUUUCAACAAAACUCAUGGAGGACCUAAGUGA
Messenger RNA from Ostertagia ostertagi, 231 nucleotides. The record is from the annotation of a GenBank genome assembly. Lineage: Eukaryota; Metazoa; Nematoda; Chromadorea; Rhabditida; Trichostrongylidae.